This is a messenger RNA of Jaminaea rosea, 736 nucleotides long. RefSeq lists its product as hypothetical. The coding region runs from base 29 to 667 and encodes 212 amino acids. The record is from RefSeq and is a predicted model, not a curated record. Lineage: Eukaryota; Fungi; Basidiomycota; Exobasidiomycetes; Microstromatales. The transcript is spliced from 3 exons.
GGAGGUUCUGGCGGUGGCCAAGGAUUCCAUGGAUCCCACCUCCGAUAUUGAAGCUUGGCUGCAAGUACUCGAGGCUGUUCAGGAUCAGAGCAGGGAGAGGCAGAUGCAGAGGAGGCGAUGGGCAAACAAGCUGGAUGCCCUUCAAUCGAAUCUCGCGACACUACGAGCCACGCAGCCUCGCUCGUCGUGGCGGUCUCCAAACGCUCACUCUCAACACCUCGCCGCCUACGGACAGCGCACGCUCGAAUUGGCCAAGCAGAUUGCCAAGCUCGAGGCGGCCAUCUCGCGCACAGAGACGGAUGUGAGGGAGUGCAAGGCUGAGCUCGAGAGGCUGGACCGCGGCGACGAUGCAGCAGGUGUGGACGACGGUGAAGGGGAGGACGACGAGGAGGGAGAGGCGUGGGGAGAGAAGGCCCUCGGACGUCACACCUUGGCGCUCACCAUGUUCCGUCAGCUCGGCUUUCAACCCCUCCUCUCCUCCUCAUCUUCCUCGUCGUCGGCGCCCGAUGCCAUCUCGACGCUGUUUGCUCGUUCCGACGCAAAGGGCAAGGUGACGCCCUUCAAGGUGGGCGAAAAGGGAGGCGCAGCUGGCUCUCGCGGCUGGGCAGAGAUGAGCGAUGCCGAGCGAGCGACGAUGGUCAACGCGAUGUGGGACGCCGUCGAAUGAAGGUGGAGAAUAUGAUGAUACCAGAUUUGGCUCGCUGCUACAAAUACAUGUUUUGCUCUUGGCGCUGCU